Messenger RNA from Vespa crabro (European hornet), 5796 nucleotides. RefSeq names its product E3 ubiquitin-protein ligase Nedd-4 (gene Nedd4). The transcript is spliced from 16 exons. The coding region runs from base 246 to 2864 and encodes 872 amino acids. Lineage: Eukaryota; Metazoa; Arthropoda; Insecta; Hymenoptera; Vespidae. The record is from RefSeq and is a predicted model, not a curated record. Gene Ontology annotation, biological process: regulation of dendrite morphogenesis; ubiquitin-dependent protein catabolic process. Gene Ontology annotation, molecular function: protein binding; sodium channel inhibitor activity; ubiquitin protein ligase activity.
UCAGAAUGUGUUAGCAUGUUUUCCAUGUGAUCGUUCGUGUUAUCGCUAAAUGAUUUAAAGCACCUUUCCCUUAUCUCAUGAGAUUUUUAUAAUUUCCGUUCAUUCAGAAUCGAACGUGUUCCUAUUAAUUGCAAUUUGAAAAUUGUAAAGAUUAGCAAGAAAGAAGGAAAUAAACUUUGGAAUGGUUAAAUCAAAUAGUGCAAAAGCCAAUGUGUUAUACAAAGUUUGCGUACUAAAAAUAGAAAAUGCCAGGCACACUGACAUAUCCAAUUUAUGCCGAUGUUGAACCAUCAGUUCCAAGACGUCGUGCUUAUACAUGGAAUUCUCAACAACGAUCAACAUCUCAUGUAACAGAUUUGACAUCACGUGCUGGACGAUUAUCCUUAACAGAUAAUGUGAGAGAUGAGGGUACGCGCAAGUUGAGGUUAAAGGUGAUUGCGGGACAUCACCUUGCAAAAAAGGAUAUCUUUGGUGCAAGUGAUCCUUAUGUCCGCGUAGACUUAAAUACUAUAAAUGGAGAUCAGACUGUAGAUUCUGCACUUACAAAAACUAAAAAGAAGACUUUAAAUCCUAUUUGGGAAGAAGAAUUUAUAUUUAGAGUUAAGCCUGUUGAUCAUAAGCUAGUAUUACAAGUUUUUGACGAAAAUAGAUUGACAAGGGAUGAUUUUCUUGGGAUGGUAGAAUUAACACUACUUAAUUUACCUAAGGAACAAGAGGGUCGUACAAUUCCUGCUAGAAUCUAUAUUCUUCGACCACGUAGUAAUCAUUCCAGUCAGCGAUCAAGAGUUAAAGGAACAUUGGAGAUAUAUCAUGCAUAUAUUUCUGAUUCAACAACUACGGAGAAUGAAGAUGGAGAUGCAUCUGAUUCAGGAGGAUGGGAGCUAGUACAGCCAGAAAAUAAUAGUCCUGUAGAACAAGCUGCAGAAAUCCAUAUGCCUAAUGGACCAUUACCCCCAGGAUGGGAAGAAAGACAAGAUGCUAAUGGAAGAACAUACUAUGUCAAUCACAUUGCUCGGUUUACACAAUGGGAGCGCCCAACAGAUACAAAUACAUCUUCUACUGGAAACAUAACAGAACAACGUAAUUUGGAUACGGCAGCAACAGAAUUUCAACGACGUUUCCACAUUAGUGCAGAUGAAGAAAAUAGACACCGAAGUUCAGUUAUUAAUCAGGAUGGUGAAGUUCUACGCGAAGAAGAUGAAGAUUCAGAAGCAAGAGAUAGUGAGGGUAGGAUUCAUAGGGAAGGGGGUAUUGGGGAUACUUCCUCAGAGUCUGGACAUUCUGUUGAUCUACGUGGCUACCAAAGUGAAUGUGAAGAUCAGAGUGAUAAUGUUGAUAGUCCAGCUGGUUCAAGACGAUCAUCAGAGCAGAUCGACAGUCCAAAACCUACACUUUCUGUAUGUGAGGAAGGUUUGCCACCUGGUUGGGGUAUGCAAAUAGCUCCCAAUGGUCGUGUAUUUUUUAUUGAUCACAAUGAAAGAGCAACAACAUGGAUUGAUCCAAGAACAGGCAGACCAAGUUCUAUACCUAAUCACAUUGCACCAUCAACUACACCAAGAAGCGAUUUAGAUCAACUUGGACCUCUUCCAGAAGGCUGGGAAGAAAGAGUACAUACAGAUGGACGAAUAUUUUUUAUAGAUCACAACACUAGGACAACUCAAUGGGAAGAUCCACGUAUGUCUAAUCCACAAAUCGCUGGUCCAGCUGUACCAUACUCCAGAGAUUACAAGCGUAAAUAUGAAUAUUUGAAGUCUCAAUUGAGAAAACCGAACAAUGUUCCUAACAAAUUUGAAAUAAAAGUUGGAAGGAACAACAUUUUGGAAGACUCAUAUCGUAUUAUAAGUUCUGUGAAUAGAGUGGAGAUUCUAAAAACAAAACUAUGGGUAGAAUUUGAAGGAGAAGUAGGUUUAGAUUAUGGGGGUCUUGCAAGAGAAUGGUUUUUCCUUUUAUCUAAAGAAAUGUUUAACCCAUAUUAUGGUCUUUUUGAAUAUUCCGCUACAGACAACUAUACUCUUCAAAUCAAUCCAUUCUCUGGAGUAUGCAAUGAGGAACAUUUGAAUUACUUUAAAUUCAUUGGGCGUAUAGCUGGCAUGGCAGUAUAUCAUGGCAAACUUUUGGAUGCAUUCUUUAUUCGACCAUUUUAUAAAAUGAUGUUGGGAAAGUCUAUCGAUUUGAAAGAUAUGGAAAGUGUUGAUUCUGAGUACUAUAAUUCGUUGUUAUGGAUUAAAGAGAAUGAUCCAAGUGAAUUAGAACUUACAUUUUCCGUUGACGAAGAAAGCUUUGGACAUACAUCACAGAGAGAGCUUAAGCCAGAUGGUGCUAAUAUAUCAUUAACGGACGAAAACAAAGAUGAGUAUAUAAGUUUAGUUAUUCAAUGGAGAUUUGUAUCGCGCGUGCAAGAACAAAUGAACGCAUUCUUAGAAGGAUUUAAUGCACUAAUACCACCAACGCUAGUGAAAAUAUUCGAUGAACAUGAAUUGGAAUUAUUGAUGUGUGGUAUCCAACAUAUUGAUGUAAAAGACUGGAAGCAAAAUACAUUAUACAAAGGAGAUUAUCAUGCAAAUCAUAUUGUAGUCCAAUGGUUUUGGAGAGUCGUUCUUUCAUUUACUAAUGAAAUGAGAUCGAGACUUUUACAAUUUGUGACUGGUACUUCACGGGUUCCAAUGAAUGGCUUCAAAGAACUUUAUGGAAGCAAUGGACCACAGUUAUUUACAAUUGAAAAGUGGGGUACGCCGGAUAAUUAUCCAAGAGCACAUACUUGUUUUAAUCGUAUUGAUCUUCCACCUUACGAAAGUUAUCAACAGCUCAGGGAUAAGUUAAUAAAAGCUAUUGAAGGUUCUCAAGGUUUUGCUGGAGUCGAUUAGCACGAAAUACCCCUAUUCAUGCUGAUUCUGUAAUAUAAUAUACAUAUGUAUAUAUAUAUAACACGCAUAAGUACACAGCGAUGUAUACCGACUUGACAUUAUUGACUAUUUAACACAAUUAAUAUUUUCCUGCACUAUAAAAAUUUAGUUGAGUAUGACAACGAGAUAAAGUAUAAAAUACAUACAUUGCUUAGGUUUUACGAACGACAUGGACAAAAUUUGAAACAUUAUUAUUUUCUAUAAAAUAUGUUUCUCCAUUGGCGAAAUUUUGCAUGAUUUUAAAUGGAUAUGACGUGUAAUAUAAAUUAAUGACCGUGUAAAACUAAUAACCGUGUUUGUUCGUUCAGUACUAUAGAAAGUUUUAGUCUUUAUCGAUACAAGUAUUUCAGCAAAUUUAUUUUAAGUUAAUACGGCCCGGCUACUAUACGAUGGAAAAUAAUAGUGUGAUAUUAAUUUUGUAAAUAAAUUUAUAAUAAGGUAAUUAAUCUAUUAGUUAAGAUGUCCAUCGCUAAAUUAUGCGAUCAUUUAAAAAUGAGGAAAUAUUAGAAAAGUGUCAAACUUUUAGUAGAUUGAUUUUGUUUAGGAUUAUUAAUUUUCCUUAAUUCGUUAAAUUAACAAUAAUAUUAUCGGUCAUGAGUAAAAUAUAGCCAUAUUCUUAUAAAGUGAAGCUAUAUACAAUUAAUAAAUGUGAAAAGUUUAAAUACAAAUGUACAGAAAAAAGCAGGAAGGCUAGAAUAAUUUUUAUUAAUGAUGUCGUUAGAAAGAAAUUUAGACAAAAUCGUAUAAUUAAAAAUGACGAGGAUUUAAAAGUUAUAUUGAGUUGUGAUUUUAUUAAUACAUGUCAUUUUGCAAUUUUGUUUUAUAGAAGAUGACAUAUAGAUAAUUUGACCUUAUAUUUCAAAUGUAUAACACGUACUACUUAAAACACAUGGCACGUUAAAAUAUUACGUAGCACAUAAUAUUAAUAUUUUGCUUUGUAUCUCGUUCUUUUUAAUAAUGUUAGCAGUAAACACAAUUAAUGUUUACUCAAUUAGUUGAUUGUACAUAAUUUAGUAUAAUUAAGAUACAAGAUAUAUGGCAAAACUACAUUAAAACUUUUAACUGUUUGUAAACGUCGACAAUAUUCUAAAAGAACAGACAAUUGAUUUUAUCAAAAAUGAGAUGAAUAUAUAAUAUUAUCGCCGAUGCACUAGAAUCAGCAAUAAUGGCAAGUUAAGCGUUGUGGAUAAAUGCCUACUCUGUAUUAUAAUACGUAUCCAUAGAGUAUAAUAAGUAUCCUAGGAGAUAUUUAAUAUACGAAGUUGACUACACAUUCCAUCCUAUUUGUACAGCUUAUUUUUUUUAAACGAAUACGUCCCUUUUAGAUGAUAAACAUCCUUAUGUAACAACGUAACAUUUUGUGGCCUUAAAUUCCGAUUAUGAUAUUUCUUAUCGUAGUACAUUUCUGAUUAUAAAUGUUAAAUUUAUAUUACUAUAAAGAAUAAGAAUCGUUUGAUCUAAUUAAAUACAUUCGUUUGAAAUAUUAUUUUCAAAUGCGUCUGGCAAGAAAAGAUAUCGUGCAUUACUGUGAACGUGUGAAUUUAAAUCAUAAUAAAUAGGUGUUACUUUUGAAAAGUAACAAUCCUGUGAUAGAUCAUACAUAACGUUGAACCUUUGAAUUUAAUUUUAAAUAUAAAACAGUAUUAUUUCUUAUAUGAAUAGCAAUAUCCUGAUUUUACGAAUUCAUUGAGAAACCACGACGAUCCUCCUUAAUAUUAACUACAACACGAUCGAGUAUAAUAUUAAUACUGUAGAUUCUUUUUCUUUAUAUAAGCUAACAUCUAAUAGAAUCGAAAAUGGAUCAUUAUUAAUAUUAUGACAGUAAUGCAUGGAUACUUUAUUGCUGUAAACAUUAAAAAAUAUUAUAUUUAUGUAAGGUAUAUCUAAUCGUAUUAAUGUAUAUAUCGUAGUCUCAUAUAAGCAGUCUUAUUCAGAGUAUAGCAUUUUUUAAAGAAAUCCCGCAGAUAGAUGUAAGUUAGAAGCUGUUUAGUCCAUUCGACUUAAAAGAGCGACGUUAUCAAUGGCUAUUUUAAGCUAUCACGAGUUUGUUAAUGUUUAUUCGUUUCUUUUUUCUUUUUUUAGCAAAAUUUUUACCGACGAAGCUUUGACAAAAAAAAAAAAAAACAAAAAAAAACAAAAAAAAAACAAAAAGAAUAAUCCAAGCUUUGACGUUUACUUUGUAUCAAAAAAAAAAAAAAAAAAAAAAAAAGGAAAAAAAAAGAAAAAGAGAAAAAAUCGUAACUGAAGAAAAAUAAUCGAUAAAAUAAUUAUCAUUUAUUGUUAUUAUUAUUGUUUUGUCUAAUCAAUAUAGUCAUAUCCAAUAUGGCGUUGUGUAUUCUUAAGAAAAAAGGAGACUUAACUUUUUUCUUAAUAUAAGACAGGUUCGAUAUUUCAUACAUAAUAGAUACAACAGACACAGCUACACAAUUUAUUUACAUUCUUACAUUCGUAUGUCGGCUGAAAAGUACGACUUAAUCGAAAUGACACUUGUAUUCCUUUAUUAUUUCAUAUGUAAAUAUAAAGAAAAAGAAAGAAAAAAAAAUAUAUGUGAAAGAAAUACGACGCUGUAAUAUAUUAAUUAUUAAUUAUUAUUAAAAACACUUAUAUAUCUCUUCAUUUUACUUGUAAUUAAAGGAUUAUUAAUGCUAAUGUGCUUGUAAGACCAUAUGUUACGAUUGGUAGACGAUAAUUAACACAAAACAUUUGAGCAUAAAUAUCAGGAGGAACGAGGGACGACGAAGAGAGAGGAUCGAACAUCUAGGCGAUGGUGUAUAAUUAAUGAAUUAAUUAAAUAAUUAAUCGAAUUAAGGAUUAAGAAAGAAAUCUUAUGUUCUUAUAACGAUAUUAUGGAAGAACCCGACUAUAUAUGCAAAUAAAUUAUAUUAAAAAGUUA